Molecule: messenger RNA, 2806 nt
Organism: Colius striatus (speckled mousebird)
Lineage: Eukaryota; Metazoa; Chordata; Aves; Coliiformes; Coliidae
Gene: ANKMY2
Product: ankyrin repeat and MYND domain containing 2
Exons: 10
Coding region: 134-1510 (458 amino acids)
Molecular function (GO): protein binding
Source: RefSeq, a predicted model, not a curated record
GGGAGGGGGCGCUGGGGGUGAGCUGCCGGGCUGAGCUCACCUCGCCGGGCUCGCCUCGCCGGGCUGAGCUCGCCUUGACGGGCGGCACCGUCCCGAGUUCGCUUUUUUCUCCGCGGGAGGCAGGGAGGGACCCAUGGCUCCCGCUAGGAAAGGUGACCUGAGCUCGGAGGAGAAGGAUUUACUGGGAGUGAUCGCCACAGGAAACACCGAGGAGGCCGGAAGGCUACUGGGCAGCAAGAAUGUCCGCGUCAAUUGCUUGGAUGAGCAUGGCAUGACCCCUCUGAUGCAUGCUGCCUACAAAGGGAAAGUGGACAUGUGCAGGUUGCUCUUGCGACAUGGGGCUGAUGUUAACUGCAACGAACAUGAGCAUGGAUAUACUGCCUUGAUGUUUGCUGGGCUUUCAGGAAACAAAGAAAUCACCUGGAUGAUGUUAGAAGCUGGAGCAGACACUGAUGUUGUCAACUCUGUGGGAAGGACAGCAGCUCAGAUGGCUGCUUUCGUGGGUCAACAUGACUGUGUGACUGUCAUCAACAACUUCUUUCCACGUGAAAGGCUGGAUUACUACACUAAACCACAAGGCUUAGAUAAAGAACCAAAACUGCCAGUGAAAUUAGCUGGGCCUCUACAUAAAAUUAUUACUACUACUAACAUGCAUCCUGUUAAGAUUGUGUUACUGGUGAAAGAGAACCCUCUAUUGGCCGAAGUAGAAGCACUGCAGAAAUGUUACAGGGUUCUGGAUCUAAUUUGUGAGAAAUGUAUGAAGCAGAAGGAUAUGAAUGAAGUACUUGCUAUGAAAAUGCACUACAUCAGUUGCAUCUUCCAGAGAUGUAUUACUUUCUUAAAAGAGCGAGAGGAUAAACUAGAUGGAUUUAUCAAAAGUCUCUUGAAAGGGAGAGAGAAAGAUGGUUUCCCUGUGUAUCAAGAGAAGCUAAUUCGAGAAAGUAUCCGAAAGUUUCCUUACUGUGAAGCUACAUUGCUCCAGCAGCUUGUGAGAAGUAUUGCUCCUGUUGAAAUAGGUUCUGAUCCUACUGCUUUUUCUGUACUUACACAAGCUAUUACUGGCCAAGUGGGUUUUGUGGAUGCUGAAUUCUGUACAACUUGUGGGGGAAAAGGAGCAGACAAAAGAUGUUCAGUGUGUAAAAUGGUGAUGUACUGCGACCAGAACUGCCAGAAAAUACACUGGUUUACCCACAAGAAAGUCUGCAAGACCUUGAAGGAAAUUCAUGAGAAACAAGAAUUAGAAGCUGCCAAAGAAAAAAAGAAACAAGAAAAAACGCAAAAGAAAGAUGAAGUGCAACUAGUAGAGGGUAGUGGUGCAACUGAAGAACAGUCAGAUCCUGAUCUGGAAGCUACCAAAGAAAUGGAUCCAAGUCAUGCAACUGACCAAACAGAAAAACCUGAAUUUACCAAAGAGACAGAGGCACAGGCUCUGCAUCCUGAAAAUCCACUGGAGAGUGCAACUGGCUUAGCUGACAUUGCUCUUCAAAAAAUUCAAGAUCCUGAGGAGUAAGAGGUUAAGGAAGGGACUAAGUUCUGGCUACGUCUCUGUACCUCAAUCCUAUAGAGAUUUUUAUUCUGACGAUGUCUUGAGUUCUUCUAUGGCAUAUGCAAAAGUCCCUUUGAAAGACAGCAUGUGUCUGUCCAUCAACAGAUGAAAUAUUGGCUGAUUUGUCUAUAUUUCAGGUUCUGUUCUAGAUUGUGAAAAUAGGUAUUUAUUAUCUUAUAAAAACUAGAGUGGCGUAGAUACAUCUGUACGUAUACCAACAGUAAAUAUAGUAAAAAUCUGAGUAUCUGUGGUUAAUCAGCCACUUAGUGAAAAAUAAAAAGCAUUUUAUCAGGAUUAUUCAUGUUUUCAGAGACUGAAAUGUAUUUUAUUUGUAAUUAAAAUAUUUUUUUCCUGCAAGUACCCAGAACUGCAGUUAAAAGCACUGAGAAGCCAACAGCUAGAUAUUUUUUUACACUGCUUUAUGAAGUGUUAUCAGAAGGGAUUCAAUUUGUGAAGAUGCUCCUCUGAAUUCUCAGCUUUUCCUGACACAACUAUAAAAAAUUUUGACUAGUGAGUGACACAACAAUAGUGUCUAUUUUGUGGGAAUUUUAUUAGAUGAUGCUGCUGUUUCAGACGUCUCAAGUUGACUGUGGAAUGUGUGUUUUAACAGAGUUAUUUCACUAUUGAUUUAGUCAGAAAUAUUCAAAGUUUAUCAAAGCCUAAUGAUAGAUCAGAAUGACUUAAAGUAUUUUGACUGACAAGAAUAAUGUGCCUUAGAGCACACUGGGGUAAUUCUUAUUAAUUAUUUCAUAAACAUAAACAAUAUCAAGCAUCUUUUAUGGUGAACCUGGUCACAGUGAAUUAGAAGGGAAGAUUCACAUGUGGAUUGAUACAGCUGAAGUUUCACUUAGGCUUUCAAUUCAAUACCAUAAAAACAGCUUCCCUGAACCAUGCUGGUUUCACUCAGAUUAGUACUGUAUCUCAUGAAAUCGAUCGGAAUGCCACAACCAAAAUCACCACUUGCUGCAUCAGGAUGAUAAAAGCUGAGGAUGACAAAAGCUGAGAUUCCCUAGUUGUGGAUGAGUAACUGGUGUUUUGAACGUGGCAGUAUCCCUCAGCUUAGAGGAAUUAGGACCAUCCUCAAAGCAGGAAAAAUGCUACUAAUUUUUUACUUUUUAAUAUAUUGGAAGUUUUUGUUUAAUAUUCUGAAAACUGUAAGAAGGAGGAUAUACAAAUGUACCUGUGCAGGGAAUGCACCUGUGUUUUAAUGUCAAGGAUUAGCAAAUUGUGAAAAAUAAAGGGAAUUUUUUUUAAAAGGGA